This is a messenger RNA of Phyllostomus discolor (pale spear-nosed bat), 1103 nucleotides long. RefSeq names its product orphan sodium- and chloride-dependent neurotransmitter transporter NTT5-like. Lineage: Eukaryota; Metazoa; Chordata; Mammalia; Chiroptera; Phyllostomidae. The transcript is spliced from 3 exons. Bases 387 to 1103 code for a protein of 238 amino acids. The record is from RefSeq and is a predicted model, not a curated record. Gene Ontology annotation, cellular component: membrane. Gene Ontology annotation, biological process: sodium ion transmembrane transport.
GAGGACCUGUAGAUGGAGCUCUGAGCCCCCCCCCCCCCAUGCCUCCCUUCACUCUCAGAUGAUGCAGGGUCCAAGUGUGCCCAUCGUGGGAAUUACCGUCAUCGCCUCUGUGUUUUCCGGAUCCCCCUUGUGGGCCAUCCUCAUCUUCGUGUUUCUGGUGGCCAUGGGACUGAGCACCAUGAUAGGGAUCAUGCAGGGCCUCAUCACCCCUCUCCAGGACACCUUCUCUUCCACUAGGGAACAGCCAGAGCUGCUCGCAGGUACCCUGACCUAGGCCCCCACCCCCACUGACGGCCACUGCUGAGCUUAAUGAACCCCAGGGGACUCACAUGGCCCAGCGUGCAUUCUGAGUCUGAUUUGUUCCUCCAGUGGGCCUCUGUGUGCUCAUGUUCCUGGGCAGCCUCGUUUUCGCAAGGCCCUCAGGCAACUACUAUGUGACCCUGCUGGACGAUUACUGGGCACCUCUGUGCAUCAUCUGCAUCCUCAUCUUGGAGAACGUGGCCGUAGCCUGGAUCUAUGGGGCCAGGAGGUUCCUGGCAGACCUGACUGUCACACUGGGCCGCCCCAUCUUCCCCAUCUAUCGCUGGCUGUGGUGCUACGUGUCGCCCUUUCUGCUGCUGGCCCUGUUGGCAAGUACCCUCCUUUUCUUCCAACUGACUCCCACCACCUACCUGGCCUGGAACUCCAGCAUGGUGAGCCUCCCUCCACAGACCCCAGACCUCAGACACCCCCCUGACCUGCUCGUGGAGUGGCGGCAGAGUUUCCAACCCACUUUGGCCUGUGGGACUGUGCCAUCUUCUUCCCUGGGGAUUCGGUUAUCUAGUCUCUUGACUUGGGUCCUCUCCAACCCCCCUCUUCUGCAUCUCACUUCAGACAACCUGGACCCUCUCACCCUUCCUUCCCUUUCUCCACAGUCCACUGAAGUGAUCCGACAUUAUCCACCAUGGGCCAGAGUCUUGCUCACAGUCCUCGUUGUCCUUACCCUCCUGCCCAUCCCUGCCUACUUCUUGUAUACAUGCUUGCACGAGUGCUCCCCAGUCUCCAAGAUGGACUUGGACCCUGAAGACUAUUUAGCAAGGAAUGAUGGGGAGAGCGGAAGCUGA